UCGACAUCCAGAGGGACGAAUGGUAUAGGCGUCCCUCUUCGGUCUCUACAGCUAUAAAACGGUAUUUACAUCGGCAAGAAAGUCACAGACGGACGACCCGUGUCUUCUCGCAACUUUCUAAGCGCAUUUGUGUUCAGGCAACAUUCGUUAUUAUUGACCAGAUCCCUUGUCCUAGAGAUGUGUGAGCUGCAUCGCCACAGUUGAGUAUGCCUGGCUCCGCGUCGCAAUUGCGGAUUCCCCCGCUGGUCGCUCAUCACUUGACGCCUGAAGGAAUGUGAUGUGGAUUUUACCAUUUUGAGAUACUUUCCAUGGAAAUUAGAAGCGCUUCCAGUCUCUUCUGUAUAUUUUGAUACAGGGACACAACAGAGGAACACAAAAGGACAUGACGGUGCAACCAGUUCAUAUUAUAUAGAAAAGGAUGGAUCACAAUCACGAUAUGAAGUGCAAAGUAGUGGUCGUUGGGGACAGCCAGUGUGGCAAAACGGCCUUACUUAGUGUUUUCGCCAAAGACGUCUUUCCAGAGAGCUACGUUCCUACUGUGUUCGAGAACUACACGGCCAGUUUUGAAAUCGAUACCCUUAGAGUGGAACUUAGUCUCUGGGAUACCUCCGGUUCGCCUUAUUAUGACAACGUACGUCCCCUUUCCUAUCCCGACGCGGAUGCUGUCCUCAUUUGUUUUGACAUUAGCCGACCAGACACCCUGGACAGUGUUUUAAAAAAGUGGAAAGGGGAGAUCCAGGAGUUCUGUCCUAAUACAAAGAUGAUGUUGGUGGGGUGUAAGUCGGACCUGCGCACAGACUUAGCCACGUUUGUACAGCUAUCCAACCCUUUACCAGUUUCAUAUGAUCAGGGCUCCAAUGUGGCCAAACAAAUCUCCGCCCCCUACAUUGAGUGCUCAGCCCAACAGUCUGAGAACAGUGUGAGGGACAUUUUCCAUGUGGCUACUCUGGCCUGUGUCUCCAAAAACAACAAACAUGUCAAACGCCACAAGUCCUCCAGAGCCACUAAAAGGAUCUCACACACGUCCAGCAGGCCUGACCUGGACUCAGUAUCAUCUCUACAUAAGAACAAGGCCAAAACUUGCACGGUCAUGUGACCACUGUGCAAUGAGAGGAACCACAGGCAUGUUAUGCCUUCCAAGACAUUGUACAUGGACUUUUACAUGCCCCUGUGCAAAAAGUAGAAAUAGAAGACAAACUAAAAGGGAGUGUUUUGCACUUUGCAUAGAAAUUUCAGCUGGUUAUCUGAACAGUUACAUUGAAGAGCACCACAAAAAAUGGACCAGGAACAUGAGAGACUGGAAUUAAUGAUGUUCUGAAGAGCUGAUUCAUACCCCUCGGUCUAAUUUUUCAGAGUUACUGGAUACGUUCAGAAAAUGGCGACUUUAAGUUUUGUGUGUGGGGGCCCUAAACAUCUUUACAGAAAGUGUACCUAUGUUAAUAUUUCUGAUUCAGCUUUUUACUGUCCUAAAAAUGAACACACCAUAAAUAGCAAUACGAAAAUCAAAAUGUAAAAAUGCUUCCCUCGACCAAAGGUAGCAGAAGAAUUGCAUUGUGAUCAAAAGCUGUCCUCUUCUGAUCUGACAGAAGCAUAUGCCAAACCAAGACUGGGAAAUUCUGUCAGAUUAGCAGCUGUAGGUAAACAUUGUUCAUAGAUAUUUGGUGACAAACUUUGCCAAUGACAUACAAUGCAAUAAAUAAAACCCAAUAUAUCACUCA
Chanos chanos (milkfish) is the source of this 1718-nucleotide messenger RNA. RefSeq names its product rho-related GTP-binding protein RhoE-like. Gene Ontology annotation, molecular function: GTP binding; GTPase activity. The record is from RefSeq and is a predicted model, not a curated record. Bases 419 to 1096 code for a protein of 225 amino acids. Gene Ontology annotation, biological process: small GTPase-mediated signal transduction. NCBI's taxonomy places the organism in Eukaryota, Metazoa, Chordata, Actinopteri, Gonorynchiformes, Chanidae. The transcript has 5 exons.